Messenger RNA from Staurois parvus, 278 nucleotides. The record is from the annotation of a GenBank genome assembly. Lineage: Eukaryota; Metazoa; Chordata; Amphibia; Anura; Ranidae.
AUGCACUCUCCCAAGCAAAAAAAAAAAAAUCUCUAGCAAUACACACCAAACUGAGCAUGUGCAGAGUGUCUCCACAUGAUAUGUCUUAUCAGGAGAUAAGAGGGGGACACUGGAAGAAAGGAAGGAUCAGAGAAGUCAGGAUCAAACAGCCUUUUUAUACAAUGAGGAUUAACCCCUUAGGGUCCACAGUGAGUAUAACAAGCAUGCUUUACUGCCAGGGGCGGACUGACCAUUCGAGCACUCGGGCACUGCCCGAGGGCCCGGGGUCAGUAGGGGCC